GUUUAUCUGUCACAGGUAGACAGCAUUAAAACAUUGUAUAUUUGCCUUCACCAGUAGAGGGCAGGUUAGCAAUAUGUCCAACAUGACAAACCGUGUUGAUUCUGAGUGAAGAAGAAGAAGAGUGGCCCAGGGUGGCUAGCUGGUCUGUACAUGUCAGAAAAUUGACAGUGAUGCUAACUUGGCCGCUGUAGUUAGAGAGUUAGCAAAAAGUGACUCAAAGCUUAAAGGAGGUGUUGUAUGGAACGUAAACUCUCCAGGUGAACAGUGUAGAGGGUUAUUAAACCUGUAAAACGUUCCGGGUCAGGUAACCUUUUCAUAUCGGUUUAUUAACUGGUGAGCUAGCAUUAUAGCUGGCUAGCUGGGAAGCUCCUGAAAAGUAACGUCAGAGCUUCAUCCAGUCAUGUCUGCGGCCGGAGACUUCGGAAACCCUCUAAGGAAAUUUAAACUGGUCUUCCUCGGGGAACAAAGCGUGGGAAAGACUUCGCUGAUCACCAGGUUCAUGUAUGACAGCUUCGACAACACUUAUCAGGCCACGAUAGGAAUAGACUUCCUGUCUAAAACCAUGUACCUUGAAGACAGAACAGCCCCACAGAUUCGGUUGCAGUUGUGGGACACGGCGGGGCAGGAGCGAUUUCGUAGCCUCAUCCCGAGUUACAUAAGAGACUCUGCUGCUGCUGUGGUAGUGUACGACAUUACAAACGUCAAUUCCUUCCAGCAAACCACAAAAUGGAUAGACGACGUGAGAACGGAGAGAGGAAGUGAUGUCAUUAUCAUGUUGGUGGGGAACAAGACAGACCUUGCAGACAAAAGACAGAUAACCACAGAGGAGGGAGAACAGAGAGCGAAAGAGAUGAAUGUUCUGUUUAUUGAAACAAGUGCAAAGACAGGCUACAAUGUCAAACAGCUUUUCCGCCGUGUGGCAGCAGCCCUCCCUGGCAUGGAUACCACACAGGACAAGAGUAGAGAGGACAACAUCAAGCUAGAGCCACCAGAGCUACCUGUCAGUGAAGGAGGCUGUUCCUGCUAAUCCCAGCACCUGUCGUUGCUUACAUAAUUUUCACUCUGGCUGUUUUCCAAACCCAGUCAGUUUUUCUGUAUCAGUCCCUUUUACUGCACCCACCUUUGUUCCCCAGCCUGAAGAGAACACUACAUCUGUUAUCCUCGCCAUUGUGGAAACCUGCUCUCUCAUCUGAAACACUGAGAGUCAUUUAUCACAGAAAGUGAAUAUUUGCACUGUAUCACACACACACACACGCACACACACACAAACACACGAACAAACACACACACACACACACACACACACACACACACACACACACACACACACACACACACACUGGUACGUUGAAACAGUACUCGCAGGUAAAGCUCAGCGUCCGAAACAGAACUCCUGUUGUCAAUCAGUAGAAAUAAAAGAUGUUCACAUCGCUGAUUGUGUCUAAAGAUCACUUUCAGAACCAAACUGAAAGAAAUGAAAUAUAUUAAACUAAGGUUUGUGACAAAGAGUGAGGAUAUUCUUCAUAAACCUAAAUACUGCUUUGAGCUUUAUAUGCACAAUGUGAUUGUGUUGUGCAUAUGUCAGUAAAUGUAAAUUGUGCUGUUGCAACUAAUUGGCAAGCAUUCAUUAAUGAAAUGUGUUAUCGGCAACCUGUGAUGUUUUAACUGCCUGGAAUUAUUUGUGGAAAUAGCUGAAGUAAAUCUAACAUCAUUUGGGAUCUCACUUUUUUUUCUCACAUACCCACAGUGCAGCUGAAGAUGGGAGCCCGGAGCUUAUUUUAAACUCAAUGUUUGCUUUGUGGUUCCUGUUCACGCAGAGUCCCGGUUCUCAGGCACGAUUUAAGCUAGUAUACUGUCAUACACCACAGCAUGGGCUUAAACCAACACACAGCACAUACACUGAACACUAUCACGUCACCUUCCACAUUACCGUCCUUCCUUCCUCUCCUCCCACACUUUGUCCGUUGAGUUGGGUUAUUUUUACCUUGGCUCCAUUUUCUAUGACCUUUUUAUUUGGUGAGAUGUUUGAUUUUUUUUUUCUUUCUAAGGAUUACAGCUAUCAUAGAUUUAAACUGUUUCCUUGAUGAUAGUGUAUGAGGAGGAUUUCUCAUAAAAUACAAGUCAUAAUCAUAAAACCCAGCACAAACAUUAGGUAUGGAGAUGUAUGCCUUUUGGACUUUAAUUGUAGAGGGCUUCCAUGGAUUUAUCUAGAUAAGUUUGGUAUGAUGUUUUACAAACACUUUAAAGGCUUCUUUGGUUUGUUUUUAUUUUCUGGCUUUGAUCUUCUGUUAGUGAUUAUUCUUCAAGUGUAUUUAAUCCACAAUGACUUGUAAUAUUUAUUUCUGUUGGAUUUGUUUCUUUUUUAUGACUGUUAAUAUCGUCACUUUUGGUAUGAGUCCUGAAUCUCUAAUAAAAAUAUGCAUCCAUCUGGACCACCUUUAACAGAAUUAGUAGAGAGCAUCUGCAGUGCCCUUUACACCUCUAAAUGGCUAUUUGAUCAUACUUAUAAUACUGUGCAAUUUUGUGUGAACUUAUGGAAGAGCGUCCGAUUUGUAUAGCAUAGUAGUCCUUAAUGUUUCUGUCUGGAAUGGUUUUAAAUGAGAAAAUAAAAACACAUUUGUCACUGCUGCUGGAA
Notolabrus celidotus (New Zealand spotty) is the source of this 2635-nucleotide messenger RNA. Its product is annotated as ras-related protein Rab-6A. The record is from RefSeq and is a predicted model, not a curated record. Gene Ontology annotation, molecular function: GTPase activity; GTP binding. The transcript is spliced from 8 exons. The coding region runs from base 401 to 1027 and encodes 208 amino acids. Lineage: Eukaryota; Metazoa; Chordata; Actinopteri; Labriformes; Labridae.